Achroia grisella is the source of this 679-nucleotide messenger RNA. Its product is annotated as allergen Tha p 1-like. The coding region runs from base 98 to 487 and encodes 129 amino acids. The transcript has 3 exons. The record is from RefSeq and is a predicted model, not a curated record. Lineage: Eukaryota; Metazoa; Arthropoda; Insecta; Lepidoptera; Pyralidae.
GGUAGUAUAUAAGUUGCAUACUCUGACCACAGUACACAUACUGUGAAUGUACUGGCCGACAGUGGUACUUGAUCCAUAAAUUAUAAUUCUAGUGAAAAUGAAGACGAUAACAACACUUCUUGUGCUAACACUUGCGAUAGUUGCAACACUGGCAGCCGCGAGACAUGGCAAGUACACAGAUAAAUACGACAAUGUUGAUUUGAAUGAAAUCCUUGCCAAUAAACGUUUAUUGGUUCCAUACAUCAAAUGUAUACUUGACCAAGGAAAGUGCACGGCGGACGGCAAAGAGCUUAAAUCACACAUUAUAGAAGCAUUGGAGGAUUACUGCUCCAGAUGCACAGAUACACAACGGGACGGUACGCGCCGUGUUAUUGCUCACCUCAUCAACAAUGAACCUGAAUAUUGGCGGGAGCUUAGCGAUAAAUAUGACAAAGACCAUAAAUAUGUCAGAAAAUACGAAACCGAAUUAGGAUCGGUUCAGGGUUAGAACUUGCCGCUUGAAUUUGAGACUCUGAAAUGGUAUUUGUUUUAAUUCCUUAAAUUCUUAACUUCUUGUGUGUGAAAUUAAGAAUUUUAAGGUGGAAAUUCGAGAUAAUAGUGUUGAUGUGUAAAAUUUCGUAUUUCAAUUGUUACAUACAUAAGAAAAUUGGAUUUUCGUAAAUAAAUUUAGUAAAUUAUA